AUGGAAGCGGACGGUUUCGUGUCCCGGCGAACGUCCAUGGAAGCGCCGGGCGUCGACAGCCGGGUCGCAGGCGCCGCAGCCGGGGCAGAGAUCCGGUGGCUUGGCGGCAGGGUCCUGGACGCCACGGGGGGGUUCGUGGGGUCUUUCUCACCGAGGGUGGCCAAGGAGCAGGACUUUUCACCGGUGCUGCACCGGGCAGUGGCGGAGCCUUCGACCUCCGCGGAGCCAGAAAUAGACUAUGAAGGGCUGCCUGCGGGAGCCGCCACCAGCACCCACAUGCUGGCAGGAGCCGUGGCUGGAAUCAUGGAGCACUGCCUCAUGUACCCCAUCGACUGUGUCAAGACUCGGAUGCAGAGCCUCCACCCCGAGCCGGGCGCCCGCUACCGGAACGUGAUGGACGCCCUGCGGCAGAUCGUGCGCACCGAGGGCGUGUGGCGGCCCAUCCGGGGCGUCAACGUGCUGGCGGUGGGGGCGGGGCCCGCCCACGCCCUCUACUUCGCCUGUUACGAGAAGAUCAAGUUCUCGCUCAGCGACGCCAUCCACCCCGGGACCAACAGCCACUUUGCCAACGGAGUCGCCGGCUGCAUGGCCACCGUGCUGCACGACGCCAUCAUGAACCCGGCUGAAGUGGUCAAGCAGCGGAUGCAGAUGUUCAACUCGCCCUACCGCGGCGUGCUGGACUGCGUGGGCUCCAUGCUGCGGCGCGAGGGCACGGCGGCGUUCUACCGCAGCUACACCACGCAGCUCACCAUGAACGUGCCGUUCCAGGCGCUCCACUUCAUGACGUACGAGUACCUGCAGGAGCUGCUCAACCCGCACAGACAGUACGACCCCUCCUCCCACGUGGUGUCGGGCGCGCUGGCUGGGGCGCUGGCCGCCGCCGCCACCACCCCGCUCGACGUCUGCAAGACGCUGCUCAACACGCAGGAGGCCCAGGCCGUCCACGUGGUGCAGGGCGGCGCGGCGCCCGCCGCCCGCCACAUCUCGGGCCUGGGCGAGGCCUUUCGGACGGUGUACCGGACGGGAGGCGCGCCCGCCUUCUUCAAAGGCGUCCAGGCCAGGGUCAUCUACCAGAUGCCCUCCACCGCCAUCAGCUGGUCUGUCUACGAGUUCUUCAAGUACCUCAUCACCAAGCGGCAGCACGAGAGGCGGCUGCGCGGCGACCGCGACGCCGACAAGUGAGGAAACCGCGAGAAGGUGGACGGCGCCGUACCGACGGCGGCGUCGGUACAGAUUCAGAAGAAAGGAAGGAAAAGGUUUGAGAUCAGUGAGCUUUACUGAUGUGGGCCAAGACGGGCCGCAUCCGGAGAAAGCCUGGAAAGAGCAAGAGCGGUCCUCACUAAUUCAAUCCAAUCAUUACUGAAGUCAAGGAAAUCCUAUUUUUAGAAGCUGUUAUUACCCUUUCCCUUGCAGCCAAUCGCAGCGUGGGAAAACGUCCCCCGCAGGCCGACGCUGCGGUUUUAAUGGGUUCAAUGGGACGAAUUCAGCUUGUCCAACUCUAGAAACACUCUUAAGUCUGUGCAAAGCAUGAAAAAUGGCUCGAGAGAGAACAAAGGCACUUAUAUGAAUUAAUGAUCAGCUGUCGUCAUGAAUGGGUUAAAGCAGCAGAUCAUGAGCUUGUUGAGUCGGAUCAUCAGGAAACUUCCUCGGGGUUUACCCUGGUCCCUCUCAAGCUGUCAGCACUCACCUCCUCGCGUCUCCCUGUGCUUUACACAGACUUUAACGUUGUGUGGAAGACCUGCACUGUUCCACUACCGGGCUGUUCCUGCACAGGAAGUCACGCAUGUCUCCACCAGAGGGCGCACUGCGCUGCAUUACCAUGGGUUUUCAUGUUUUAAUUUUCUGUUGGGUUUGGGUGGGGUGGGGGGGGGGGGGUCUUGUUCUAACUCGGGGUUUUUGGCCCCUCAUGAGGCUGAAACGUGCAGGAACUCCCUCCGGCAGUGCAGCCUCUUCUCUACACAGCGACGGUCACUUUGAAUAUCUUCUGUCCUCAAUCGCACAGCAUUCUCGAGCACUUGAUCGCAGCUUCUGGACCUUUUCAGGACAGAAUAAAGGUCGCUUAUUUCUUUAAAAGAAAAGUAGAAAACUACUCCUUUUAAAUGCCUUCUAUUAGCUGUCAUGUGAACAACGCACAACGACUACAAAGGCGUCUUCAGAUGCAGGUUUGAUUUGUUUUUGAAGCCAUAAAAGAGAAAUUAGCUGUACAUAAAGUAAAUAUCAGUCCCAGAUAGACUACCAGGCUCAUUUUGAGGCUAGCUUGUAUGUUGGAUGAAU
Molecule: messenger RNA, 2274 nt
Organism: Salarias fasciatus (jewelled blenny)
Lineage: Eukaryota; Metazoa; Chordata; Actinopteri; Blenniiformes; Blenniidae
Product: mitoferrin-2-like
Exons: 4
Coding region: 1-1182 (393 amino acids)
Biological process (GO): iron import into the mitochondrion
Cellular component (GO): mitochondrial membrane
Molecular function (GO): ferrous iron transmembrane transporter activity
Source: RefSeq, a predicted model, not a curated record